Molecule: messenger RNA, 3906 nt
Organism: Anarrhichthys ocellatus (wolf-eel)
Lineage: Eukaryota; Metazoa; Chordata; Actinopteri; Perciformes; Anarhichadidae
Product: immunoglobulin-like and fibronectin type III domain-containing protein 1
Exons: 20
Coding region: 1-3906 (1301 amino acids)
Molecular function (GO): protein binding
Source: RefSeq, a predicted model, not a curated record
AUGCUGAAUGCCGACAAGAAAGACUACGAGCGCAUCUGUACCGAGUUUGGUGUUGCAAACUUAAGUUUGAUUCUCAAGAAACUGGAUGAGAAGAAGAAGGAGAGGGCGAAAAAUGAGGAUGGUGGGAUUCCAUAUGAUGAAGAUGGAACCGAGAAUCACAGCCUUACGAGGGGUGGGAGAACGAAUAAUUCUAAUAUUAAGGGCCUGAUGCAAAAGGUGGAUGAAGAGGUCAAACUCCUCCUCCUCAACACAGGGCUGAAUCUGAUGGAUGAAGAGGCCAGCCUUCUCUCUACAGAAUUUAAACUUUCCAAUGUGGACUUUGUUGUAAAAAUUCAGGAGCUUAAAGCUUUAGAAAGAGAGGACGCCCUCUUUGCGUGUGUGCUGACACACCCACUACCUAAGAUCACAUGGAUGGGCAAAGGCGGCACCCUGGAGGAGGGAGAGAAGUACAGCAUCACCGUGUCGGACCACAAACUAAUCCACCGACUGCUGAUCAAAGACUGCAACCUGCUGGACAAAGGCAUAUAUUCAGCUGUGGCUGGCAUUACAUCCUGCAGUGCCUGGCUGGUUGUUCUAGCUGAGAGCGACCCUGCAUCUGCCGAGCUGAAGAGAGCUCGUAAAGCUACCUUGGCAAGUGGAGCUCUGAUCGACCUCGAGAAGGUGGCCAAAGAUCAACAGAUAAAAAACAGAGAGGAGAUGGAGAAGAUUUUAGCAGCAGUGAAAGCAAAACACAGAGAAGGACAAGUGGAGGAAGGGAAGUCGAUAAAUGGAAGAGAUGGUGCAGUCACUGGACAUGGUAAAAACAGCGGAGCAAAGACCGGUGCCAAGAUCAAAAACUCAAAAGGAAAUGGCACAGAAACUAAACUAGAUGCUUCGGGGCGCCUUAUUGGUGACCCUAAGAGCAAGAAGCGCAUCAGAUCAGGUCAAAUGGAUUUUGACAAGGUAACAGAUACAGAUGAAGAAGGAUAUUCUGAAGACGAUGAGGACUUUCCUGGAUCUGCCAAUAAUUCAAGAUACAGAAAACAUGAUCAAGAGACAGAACCUGAACAAACUGAGUCCAGCUGUAGAGAUGUUGAUGCCACAAGUCAAAACGACAUGACUGAUUGUGAUGGAAAUACAGACUCUAGUAGGACUGUCAGACAGCCAAGGCGCACAAAGAAGGCUCAACGGAAACAACGUACAUCUGGGCAAGAUCCAAAUGAACUAGCAAGUGACGAUGAAGAAAGUGACGGUGAUGAGAGUGACGGUGAUGAGAGUGACGGUGAUGAGAGUGACGGUGAUGAGAGUGACGGUGAUGAGCGUGACGGUGAUGAGAGUGACGGUGAUGAGCGUGAGGACUCUACUGGACAGCUCAAGCAUUCACGUCGUUCAAAGCGAAGCCAGCAGCUACAGAAAGCAAUGAAUGGUGAGAGUACAUAUCUUGAAGACCACAGUGAGUAUGACGAGACUGAAGAUGCAACUGGCGCAGCCACACGUUCAAGGCGUAAAAGACAAGGUCCACCGAUAGAAGACAUGCUGAUUGAUCCAGGAGUUCAUUUCAUCUGUGGUUUGUCUGAUGUCAAUGCCAUCAUCAAUGAGAGUGCCGAGUUAACAUGUAAGCUCAGCAGUGAAGACUGUGAGGGAGCCUGGUUCAGAGACGGCAAAAAGAUAUCCCCAGAUGACAAUUUCACUGCGAGUAAAGAUGGCACGAUCCAUAAAUUAGUCAUAAUCAGGUGCGAGGAAGAGCACUCUGGGAAAUACCGCUUUGAGGCAGAUGGUCGUAAAACAGAGGCGAUGAUCAACGUCAAAGAUCCCCCGAGGUUUGACCACGAAGACGUCAUUGCUUUCACUGAGCCUGCGACGGUUAAAGCGGGGCACAACGCCAUCUUCAAACUGCAUUUCGUUGGCCAUGAACCCGUAAAGAUUAAGUGGUACAGAGAGGAAGAAGAGCUCCUCGAUGACAACAACACAAUGAUAGAGAAAUCUGCAAGUCACAGCCGCUUGCUCCUGAGCAGGUGCCAGAGAAGGAACACGGGGGAGAUCAAGAUUAAGCUCAAGAAUGAACAUGGCUUCAUUGAGGCCAUUUCACAGUUAAUUGUGCUCGACAAACCCACUCCACCCCUGGGUCCUGCAGAGGUAACAGAGAGCUCAGCUGUUUGUAUUGAAUUUAAGUGGAGGCCGCCUAAGGAUGAUGGCGGCUCACCAGUGAUCAACUACACGAUUGAGCGACAGCAGGUGGGACGAAACACCUGGAAGAAAAUGGGGGAAGUCCCAGGUGUGCCCAGCUACCGCGAUACAGACGUGGACCAUGGCCGGAAAUAUUGUUACCGUGUCCGGGCAGUUACUGCCGAGGGUACCAGUGAAGUGAUGGAGACUGAUGAUAUGCAAGCCGGCACUCUAGCUUUUCCUGGCCCUCCAGCACCUCCGAAGGUGGUCAGCGCCUACGACGACUGCGUCAACAUUUCCUGGACUUCACCGAAUAAAACAGGAGGUUCACGUAUCCUGGGCUAUAUUUUAGAGAAACGCAAGAAGGGGAGUAAUCUCUGGGCCGUUGUCAAUGCCAUGGAUGAAGUCAUAAAAGAGAAGAAAUAUGCAGUGAAAGAUGUCGUGGCAGGAAUGGAAUAUGAAUUCAGAGUCACUGCCAUAAACCUCUCAGGAGUUGGUGAAUUCAGCAACCCCUCAGAGUUUGUUUUUUCACGGGAUCCAAAGAAGCCUCCUGGUAAAGUUACAAACCUGAAGGUGACAGAAACUUCUUACACCCACUUGGUCCUGACUUGGACCAAACCGGAGGAUAAACCAGAGAUACAGGAUGAAGCAAAGGGAUAUUUUGUUGAGAUCCGACCUGCAGAGUGCCUCGAAUGGUCCCGCUGUAACACCACUCUCAUCAUCACGACUUCCUUCAGCGUGAAAGGCCUUAAGUCCAUGAACAUGUACUGGGUGAGAGUAAUUGCGACAAAUGACGGGGGAAAGAGUGCUCCCGAGGAGCUGGCCAACUAUGUCCUUGCAAUGCCGUCACCUGUGAGGCCAAAGUUCACAAACCGCAAGAUGAAGAGCUUCUUGGUGGUGAGGGCAGGGAACUCUGUCAGGAUCACAGUGAACUUUGAGGCCUCCCCUCGGCCACAUAUUAUGUGGGUAAAGGACAACGUGCCAGUGACAAAACGAGUCACAAUCAGCAACUCUGAUGGCUCAUCCCAGCUGCUGAUCCCCUCGUCUGAGCGCUCUGAUUCGGGCAUCUAUUCCAUUUUGGUGAAAAAUCUCGCAGGACAGGAGACAUUCAGUACAGAGGUCAGGGUCACAGAUGAUCCGAAGCCUCCUGGACCGGUAGAGCUGGAUGAGAACGUGCCCGGCACGGUGACGGUGAUCUGGCAGCCUUCUCCUGAUGAGAAGCGCGAUGACCGCCUCCACUACACAGUGUCCAAACUGGACUCUACCAAACGCACAUGGACAACAGUGGCUGAAAAACUCUUCAAUAACAGGUUUACAGUCUGCAACAUCAUGCACGGGAGGGAAUAUCACUUCCGGGUGUAUGCCAAAAACGACAUGGGAGUAUCUGCGCCGUCAGAUUCACCAACCUGUGGGAAGGAGAAGAAGAAAGAAAAAUUUGUGGUGAGCGUACCGACCAGAAAGGACUGUGACUUGCGAUGUGCUCCAACCUUCAUUGUACCUUUGAAGCUUCACACCGCACCCAAAGGCUAUGAAUGUUAUAUGAGCUGUGCGGUGAAGGGAAUCCCCAAACCUCGCAUCACGUGGUAUCGCAAUCACAUCAGCCUCAACACUGACACCAACUAUUACAUCUCCAACACCUGCGGAGUUUGCUCCAUGUCGAUUCUCCACGUAGGCCACAAAGACAUGGGGGAGUACACCAUCGCUGCAGAGAACGCCCUCGGACGGGCCGAGUGCUCCACCGUCCUCAGUGUCAAAGAGUGA